Molecule: messenger RNA, 960 nt
Organism: Verticillium dahliae VdLs.17
Lineage: Eukaryota; Fungi; Ascomycota; Sordariomycetes; Glomerellales; Plectosphaerellaceae
Product: cell division control protein
Exons: 2
Coding region: 1-960 (319 amino acids)
Source: RefSeq, a predicted model, not a curated record
AUGGAAGCGCUUCUCUCUCUCGCCUUCGACAACCUCUCCUCCUAUGACGGUCUCAAGAUCCGCAAGGGCCUGCGUCAGGUCGAAGGACUGCUUGCCCAGAUCUGCCUGUCGACACCGUCCCGUUCGAGUUCUUCUUCCUCCCCCACCAAACCCAAUGGCCACAAGCGCUCCGACAGCAAGCUGUCACCCGACCCAAGCGACGCGCCCAACGACGAGCACGACGGCCCAGAUCGCAAAUCUCUGGCUGCCCUUGGCGACGACCCGGCCUUCCGCGAGUUCUUCAAACUGCAGGAGGGCUUCGAGUGGAACGUCGCUCUGCGGUUGAUCAACACACUCGACCGACUCAUGGCCAAGAGCUCCGAUGGCCAGAACGACCUCCUGAUCCUCAGUGCCCUCGAUGCCAUUCAGGGCGUACUGCUGCUGCAUCCGCCCAGCAAAUCCCUCUUCUCGCGCGAGCAGUACAUGAACCUCCUUCUCGACCUCCUCGAACCCGUCAACUGCCCCGCUAUCCAGUCCGCCACCCUCCUCACCGUUGUCGUCGCCCUCAUCGACACACCCACAAACACCCGCACAUUCGAGGCCCUCGAUGGCCUCCUCACCGUCACCUCGCUCUUCAAGUCCCGCUCCACCUCCCGCGAAGUCAAGCUCAAGCUGGUCGAGUUCCUCUACUUCUACCUCAUGCCCGAGGUCCCAUCUAUCCCUUGGGCCGAUGCCCGCGACUCAGUACCCGCCAUGCUCCAGCGCAGCCCGAGCAAGCUGGCGAGCGCUUUUGGGCACAAGCGCGGUCACUCGCGCGCCGACAGCAGCGUCAGCGCCAGCGCUCGCAGCCGCGCCGGUAGCGAGAGCGAAGGCACGCUGAGCACGGAGGAAAAGCAGGCCCUCCUGGGGCGGCACCUCAGCAGCGUCGAGGAUCUCGUCAAGGACUUGCGCACGAGCACGCCCUUUGGUGGCGUCUUGUGA